AUGGGGGACAUAGAGACAUUUUCCUUUCAAGCGGAGAUCAACCAGUUGUUGAGUCUUAUCAUCAAUUCCUUUUACAUAAAAAGGAGAUUUUUUCUCCAUGAGCUCAUCAGUAACUCAUCCGAUGCUCUGGACAAGAUUCGCUUUGAGAGCUUGGCUUAUAACAGUAAGCUAGAUGGCCAGCCUGAGCUUUUCGUCCAUAUUAUCCCUGACAAAGCUUCAAACACCUUGACCAUCAUUGAUAGCGGAGUUGGAAUGACCAAGGAUGAUUUGGUGAACAAUUUGGGUACCAUCGCAAGAUCCGGAACCAAAUUGUAA
Molecule: messenger RNA, 315 nt
Organism: Lactuca saligna
Lineage: Eukaryota; Viridiplantae; Streptophyta; Magnoliopsida; Asterales; Asteraceae
Source: the annotation of a GenBank genome assembly